AUGGAUCCCACCUGGGCAAACGUCUUGCAACAGGUAAAUGAGGCUCCACUUUGCUCCUUCAUCUUCGGCGCGGUAAUCCCAGGCGAGCGGCUGGUAAGAAAUUGGCGUUUGAAUGGGAGAAUAAUGGUAGGCUUAGAAUGGGGAUUUUUGGAUCGGUAGACAUCGUAGUUUUGCUCACCUACAAGGAAAGUCAUUUCACUUCGAGUCUUUGAUUUUCUUUGUUCUUAAAAACUUGCAAGAGUACUCAUCGAUGUACCACAUGAAGAUCUUGAUGCGAAAUUUUCUUUUUUUCGAGAAAACUAUCAAAAACCGUUAAAAUGGUUCUCUUGAGGAUUAUUCUCGAAAAACAAGAAGUUGGACUGGGAUCGCCAUCGAAUCCUUUAGAGAACAAUAAAUUCAUAAAGUACGAACAAAAGUUGGCGUGAGUUUCGGAACAUAUAUAUGUAUUGAUUUUCCGAUUUCAGGAGCUUUAUUGAAAUUUUCGCAUUUUGAAACAAGUAUAAUUGUAAAUUGGAACCCUCGAAGGUAUUUCAGACCUGAAGAUUGAAUUUUUUCAUGUUAGUCUGUAAUUUUUGAACAAUAAUAACACCAAAUAUUCAAAAAAAAAAAGACGCUUUAAAAAAUCUGAAACAAUAACUAUGAAGAAUUUUGAAAAAAUCUUUUUCAGAAUUUUCGUUUUUUGCUCGACAAAAUCGGAAAUUUUUAAAUACUAACACCUUGGCAACACGAAAAAAAGACGAAAACUGUUAUAAAUCCCCAUAAACGGUCAUAUAUAAUAUGUGUGAGCAGACAUGUUUCACACUAGAUUGCUACUCUCACCAAAGAUUGAUAUCUGUUGGAUUUCCGAGUCUCUGCUGCCCAAGUCAGGCGCUCCUUUGAUUUACAAUGGUGUUUUUGGUACGGGGGCGGGAACCGAAUCCAACAGCCGAUACUUGUUGGUUGCGCCAUCGCAGCUGGGAACUAGUCGUCUGCUUUUUCGUCCCCGUUUUACAGGCUUCUUGGGAACGCAUCCGCUUCUUUUUUCGUUUCGUUUACUUCUCAUAAACUUUUCCGGUGGUUCUUGGGAAUUCUUCUCGAUUUUCGUUUUUUUUUUUUCUGGACUUUUCGGCGCACUUUUUGAUGUUUCAAUCUCAAAAAAGGCUUACUCAUUAGAAAUCUAUUCGCCUUUUUUUUUCGUUUUCCUUCAAUCUUCAAGUUUUUUCGGUAAUCUUGUUGCGAAUUUUUUUCGAUUUACCGUGUUUUUUUUUGGACUUGUCGGCUUGACUUUUAGCGUUUUAAGAUUCUAAAAAGGCUCCGAACAGUUUCAAACUUGUUAUUUUUAGAUUUAGAGAAGCUGAGAGCUCUGCUGGACCAUUUUCUAAAAUUUGAGCUUCUAAAAAACUUUUUCAGCUGGGUUUUUUGUCACGUUAUUUUUUUUUGACGCUUUCAGGUCAUUUUUCUAAUUUUUCCAUGCCUUUUUUCACUACUUUUGGGGGUUUCAGCUUCCAGGAAAGCUGAGAGCAUUUUUAGGUUAAAUAGAAGGACGCUGGACUUUUUAGAACCUUUUCUUGGCAUUUUUAAUGUUGCAAAUACGGUUUUGUGGGUUUUAGCUUCUAUAAGGGCUGACAUUUUUUUCUGUUAAAAUAAAAUGAACACGGACUUUCCUGGGAAUCUCCUCUUGAUGUUUUUUCUAUCGGUCCUUCCUUUUUGAAAGUUUUUAGAAGGUCGGAAGACCAACUUCUCAAGAAGCUGCCUCACUGAAAAAGCUGACAACGGCCUUGGAAGUUCGCGUUUUUCUUGGUUACCGAACCUCGGUCAUAGUAACGUCUUCUCCCACUCCUCAACGACGUCUUCUGAAGUGGGUGUGGCGUGUUUACCGAGUCGGAAACUUCACAUCCCGAGGAAGAUGAAGACGAAGACAUAAUCCGCGUGCGGCGACGCAUGUUUCCUUCUCCUCAUCGCAGGUCCAUUAGUGUUCGCACCCACUUGCGUCACACCUCCACACACUUGUUCCUUCCUUCCUUCUUUGUACAGUUGUCGUCUCGAUAACUUGUCCCCGAGGAAGUUACCCGUCCAUGAAAUGGUGGGUAUAUGACUGAGAAGCUCAAAAAACCAUGAUGUUCAUCACGAUCGAAAGAAAGCUUUUCUGUGCACGAUCAUACAAAGUUUUAGGGCGGUAGAGUUGAAUAAGAAUCGAAAUUGGAUCAUUCCUGGUUAAAAAAAUUUUUCGAGACGCUUUUCAUAAAUAUGACGCUGUACGGAAUCGCCAAACGAAAUCUUUCCGGGGAAAAAAAAGAGGUGGAAAAAAUAGCCUCUUGAGAUAGGACUGUUGCGCUCUAUUGAUAACCCUAGAUAAACUCACAAGAUUGUGGCUUUUCCUCUUACCCUCUCCGGUUUGGGGCCUUCUUUGAGGAUUUAUCAAUAGAGCGCAUUUGUUUCGGGUAAUUAAGCUAUUUUCUAACCUUACUUUUUUUCUCACCUUAAAGAGCUUUAAAGUGAAAAAAUAUUUUUUGGUUUUUAACUUGAACCUCCAAUUUUUGAAAAAAAAAUUUCGUUAUUAUGAAACUGGAGCUUUUGAAGUUCUAACUAUACGGAAUCUAGGAUUCUGUACCAAAAUUUGAAAAAAGUUUGAGCAAAUUCAAAUUUCGAAAGCGGUACCUUUUCCACGCCGACACACUCCAACAUCUCAUAUUUACCCAAUCACUUUUUUUUUGAAUAUUAAUUGUCGGCACGGCGGCGAUUGUCUCUCUCUGAGUCGGCGGCCGCGGGAAGUUCUUUCGCGGUCACCGACCAGCUCCAUUCACGCCUCCUAAUAUCCUGCACUAUUCAUCGAAGGCCUUGUUCCGAUUCGAUAGGUUUUAUUCCAAAUCGGGUUAGCCCAUAAGGCUAUUUUUCGAAGUUUCUUUUCAUAUUUUGGUUUUUGAAGAAUGAUAGGUUUAUCCACUGUAAACACUAUGAAGAUAGUCAAAUCUGACAGAUUUCACUCCGAAUCUGGUUAGAACACAUUUUUUGAAUUUUCAGCUUUUUGAAAUUUUUAGUCAAAUCUGAGAGGUUUAACCCCGUAUCUGGUUAGGUUUCCAUGAGAGAAAUUUUUUUUUCAUUUAUUUUUUUAGUCAAAUCUGAUCAAAGUCUAGUAAGGCCUUUUUGAACUUUACGUUUUUUUUGUUUUGUGUCAAAUUCAUUCUAUAUGAAAUUUUAUAGGGCCCAAUUCAUUAAUAUAGUACAGAAAAGGUCUUUUUUUCGAAAAGUUCUAUCAGAAAAAAAUAAAUCAAAAAUAUUUUUUUUUUUCUAAUCCCUUAAAAGCCUACAGUAACUGACCACCGUAGACCGAUUCAUCGAAAUUCAAUUACGCUAUAAUCUUCAAACUUGGAACUUAUAUCUUUUGUUUACUAAAGGAUCAUGUUGACUGGGCCCAAAUUUGUCCUUAUCGGUUCAGCCUCCACUUAGGGCCCGCCUCCUUUUAGGGGAGUAUUGCGGCGAAGAAGUGGGCGGAGCCAAUUUGUCAUUUGCGAUUUACACGGCGCCCCGCUAAUCGUUUUCCUUGAUCCGUAUGAUAUCUAUUGUCUUUUUGAAAGUUUUUCGGGAUUCUGAAAUUUCUAAAAAACUUGGGGAACCCUUAGAAACCUGUGAAGUUCAGAAUUUCCAGAUUUUACUCUCAAAAAAUUUUUUUAUUUGAAAUUCAAUGGGGUUCAAGCAUGUCAAUUGAAUAUUUUCGUCAGGCAUAUGGAAAUUUCUGAUUUUCUGAAUUUUUUUUACUUACCUAUCUAUCGUUAUACCGCAGUUUCGAUUUUUAACUUUUUUCAUCUAAAUUUUCCGUUUCAGCAUGUCCCCAAAAUCUUCAAGCCGCCUGUCGCACUCGGACUACGGAUCGACGUCUUUCUCCUCGGAUGACGACGAGUUCACGAUGAUGUCAUCGAGAUUGGCGCCGACGACGCCGCCAGGCGUCUGCCCUCACUGCAGCAAGGUCUUCGAGCAGGUAUAUCAUUCUUUAAUUUGAAAAAUGAACUCUCUCUGUUUUUCAUUUCAAACAGCCAUCAGAACAGUUAGGAGAGUUGUGAGAAGUUUCAAAAAGGAGAAAAAAUAGCUUCAUGUAAAACGUCUUCUGUGCUCCAAGGAUAAACUGAGAAAAAAUGAUCUACAAGGCAUCGAAAGAAAUUUUAGUGACAGUCACAAACUAAGAGAACUUUGGAAUAUUCAGCGAAAAAUUGAGAAAAUAUAGCCUCGCGUUAUGAGGUUAUAUGCUACAUUGCUAAAUAAAACUAUCAAGGAAGCUCCUAAAAUGAAAUCUGAAGAAUGGCUGGGUAUAAAAUUUUGGGAAGAAUAGUCUCACCAGCAUGUCUGCUCUGAUGCGAAGUUCAGAAAAAAAAAUUUUAAAAUUCAAUAAAAAAUAAGGAAAAGUUCCUUAACUGGUCUUUUUGCGAAGCUCAAUGUUGAAAUUUUCGUGAGUUCAGAUCAUUUUCUAAGCGGGCACUUGAGUAAUUUCAGAUUUUUCCUCAAACUACCACUUAAAAUUUUUAAAAUUAACAUCCAAUUUUCCACCUGAGAGGUUUCAAAUAAUUCUUUAAGCGUCUGGGUAUCUGUAGACUAUCCAUCAAGAAGCCACUUGAGUAGUUACAGGAAUUUCUUCGAAUCUUCACUUGCGUGAUUUAUUUUUUUGCUAAGUUGUCACCAUCCAAAAACUCAUCCGUAGAGGCCAAACCCAUCAUCUGCGAAUACGGAACAAGAAGAGGAAGAUUGACAAGGCUGAAGGCGUUGCGCAACCUGCGCUCCAUGGGACAUGCUGGGGUUUAGGUGGAUAUUGGAAAUUUGUUUGCCGACCCAUUAGCUUCAGCUCGAACUCAUCUCUAUUUGAACUUCUUAAGUCCCGAGCCUAAGGGCGGUUGGUCACCUGGUGUCGCCUCACGCCCAAGUGUGCCCGAGCUCGCGCUAAUUGGCGGUUAGCCUCGAGAGCCCUCUUCUUCUUUCUUCUCUCUUGUUGCUCCUUAAUAGGCUCUAAUUUUACGAGAAGUAUUGUGCAAUACACCCGCAAAUUACGGGGGUGUUUUUUGGGACAACAAUAAGAGUGGAAUAUUUUUUGGUUUGAAGUGGUUACUGUGUUUCAAAAAUGACGGAAGAGGUAAUUUUCUGAAUUUUAUGAGAAUAUAGAGUUGUAUUCGAGCUAUGGCAUGCAUAAUGAACUAGAGGAAUAAAAACUGCAAAGUUUGAAAAAAAGUACAUGCUGGUCAGUGGAGCACAAGUGUGUUCUUGGAAAAGGCCAUUUCUCAAAAGAACUUUUUUAUAGAGUUAGAUAGAGUAAGGAAAGUUAGGAUUUUUGGACAGCACUAUUUUUGAUUUUUUUAAUUGAAUUUUGAGAAAAAAUACAAAAUUGUCGGUGGAGCGCAUGUGUGCACUUGGUUGAGGCUAAAUUUCAAAAAUAACUUUUUUUUUCCCCUUACUGUUUCUUGGCAAGUUCUAGUUGAACGAGAAAUGAGUAUUUUGCAUUGUUUCCGCCAAUUUCUGCGUUGUUUUUGGGGUAAAAAAAAGUGAGAAACUUGGCCAGGUUGACGUAAGUUUCAGAAUAUAUAUUAAUUUUCAAUUUCAAAAGGAUUGUCAAUUUUUUUGACACACACAUAAAAAAAAGCGUGAAAUGAGACCUUCAAACCUCUUGAUCUCGUUUUAGCCGUUAACUUUGACGAAAAAAGACUCGCAAUAAAAUUUUGAACACUGAUACGGUAGCCUUCUCGCUUAAUUUUGAAGCGGGACCCGCAAAAAAAUUUUUGAAAUUGUAGUUUUUUUUAGAUCAUUGGGGAUCCAUAGAUUUUUUAAAAGUUAGUUUGAAUGCUGGUCACUAACUUUUUACUCUUUUCUUCUCAUUCACAGCGAAGUAUCCUCCUUGGAUAGGUUCUGACGUUUGAACGACGUUCAAUUGAAGUGAAGUGCCGGAUUUGGAGGUACUCAAAACACGUAACUUUGCCGUCCAGCUGUUCCCCAUUGUUUUGUCGAAUAGGCCGAUCCCCUCUUGACAACGGUUUUACUUCUAACGAUUUCGAUUCUUAUUCAAAUUAGAUGUUUGAUGGGCUCAGAAUGGUACCAUUCUAAGUAGCUUUUUGUACUUUUAUGAGAUCGCAAGGCAAGAAAAAUCAUGAAAGAGGAGAAGUUUUUGAAACAUGGUACUGCGCGAUUUUCACGAGUGAAUCUAGAUGUUCCUUUCCUUGGCUGGAAGGGUAAAAGUCAAACUUCGAGGCUUUAUAACUCGGCUUGAAAACAAAAAAAAUAUUCUUUUUUUUCCAUGGUUUCUAGAGCAUUUCAAGAAUGUAGACAUUCUGCAUGCUUCGUUAUUCUUCCUGUAAGAAGGAAUUCCAGCCGGUCUCCCUGCAAUGCGGCCACUCUCUCUGCCUCGUUUGCUGCCACUCGCUCCUCGUCGCGGCUUCUGAAGCCCCGGUGCCGUCGACGCCGUCCCGACGACCUCGGAUGGGCGUCAGUAGCUACGUCGGCUUCCAAAGACCUGAAUCCAGGUAAUUUUUCGAUUUUCCUAAGUUUUAAAGGUGCACGGGUGGUAAAAAGCGCACUUUAUGCAACAUUUUCGAACGGAUCGUAUUAAAUAAUUUCAAAUAAUGUCACCUAGAAAAUAAGUGAAUUCGUCUGUAUGAAAUGAAGAAGUUUAAAAACUAUUACGGAUAUAGGCCCUAUAUUAAUUGAAAUUUGAGUAAAGCAUAACGGAUAUGUGAGCGUUACAACGUAAGUUAGAGAUAUUAGUGGUUUCGAGUACUUCGACCUUCAAGUAUUUAUUAUUUAAAAUAAAAAAAAGAUUCAAAGCUUCCAAAAUUCAAAAAAACCUUCAGAGCUUCCACGCCAAGCCUCGGAAACAACAACGGAGCUGCCUACCGUACCCCCCAAUGCAUCGUCUGUGGAGCCCCGCCAAACAUGGCUUCCCCGAUCCCGAAUCUAGAGCUCGAAAGCUUUCUGAGGAACAUCAGAACCCUCAGACUCAACGAAUUCCCGAGCAGCACUUCCGAUUUUGAUCGAAGACCUCAGAGGUAGUGGAAUCUGAAGAAUUUAUGAAAUGAUAAGGUCGAAAUUAAGACUCUCGGAGGCGUUGUGCAUGCACGAGUGUCGGAUCGCCGUCGUUGGAGCCAGAGGGGUUGGCAAAACGUCAUUGGUUGGUUUUCACCUUGCCGCAUAUCUUGAUCUUAGAAUUUUUCUGUGUACUUUAGUUUUCCUGAACAUUAAUGGUAGCUUUAAAGUUUUUUUUUUUUGAAGUUUGAGUAUUAGAGGAAAAAAGCUUCACUAGAACUUUAGAGUUUUAAUUACUUCUAUAGAUCUUGAAGGGUUAGGCUACUUUGUACUAAUGAAGAGAGCUAGAGUAAUAUAUCGUCAAGCUUAGGAUUUUCCCGCCCAGUUUAGGACUCACUUAACAAGGACAUUUAAUGAAAGACAGAGUUUCAGAAAAGCCUAAGGUUGCUCUAAACUUAGGAACUCCAGAGUGGUCCCUAUAGGGGUUAGGGGGAAAAAAAGCCCUUAUAGGGACCGAAAAAUUGGUCCCUUUAGGGGUAACAUCAAGGUGGUCUUUAUAGGAGUUUAGGUUCUGACCCCCAAGCUUCAGUGGCCUUAUAGGGGUUAAUAUAGUUUUCCCUAGACUCCCCCUUGUAUCCUGACCCUCCAAGGGCCCCUAAGGUUGCCCCUAUAAGGGCCACUCUGAAGUUCCUAAAAAGAGUAUUCAAGAACUUCAGAUAACUUUAUUGGAUUUCAGAGAAGAAAAAACUAGAAAAUACCUAAAAUUAAACAACUUGUCUAACUUCUCAACUAUUUUCAGACCCGAGUGCAAUACUCGAACGAAAUCAUGUUUCCGGACCUCCUAGGCGACGCCAGUCCCACUGAUUCCUACAUCAUCGACAUCAUCGACGGCGGCGUUAGUAGCUUCAGAAGCAAUUCUUUCAGAAUUCUCCUUUUGCAGGAUCUCGACGAGAGCAUGAACAACGCGCACGGGUUCAUUGUCAUGUACUCGGUGAGCGACCGGCGGUCGUUCUACGAAGCCGCCCAGCUGUUCAAGCAGCUCGAGGUCAACUCCGAGCACAACGUGAGCGAGUUCGAGAGUCGAUUUCGAAUGUAAAAAGUAGUAUUGGGAAGGGUUCAGCAAUUUUUUCGUUCUAUACAUAGUCCUAGAAGGCUUAUAAGGCAUAAGAUAUCUUCGGAAAGUAGGUUACAUAAAAAGUUGAAGUCAUCUUCAAAAAAGUCACAAAUUGCCGGUAACCGUUUAUAAUCCCCUGAUCAAAAAUCAAAAAAGACUGUAGUCGGAUCAUCUCCAACUUUCUUCAGCAGCCAAUCGUCCUCGUCGGCUCGAAAAAAGACCAGGAGAAGAAACGCGAAGUGCCGACCUACGAGGGCCAGAAACUUGGCCGCGCCAUCGGCUGCCCUUUCCUAGAAGUUUCCGCGAAAAGAAACGACUGCGUCAGUGAGGUAACCCCCUUGUGAAGCUUCAAAAUCCCACGAUCUCGAAUUUAAGACCUUCUCCGAGCUGAUGAUCUUGAUUCAGAAACAGCAGAAGCAGUGGCAAGAGACCAUUUCGCGCGCAAUUCGAUGA
This is a messenger RNA of Caenorhabditis auriculariae, 8539 nucleotides long. The record is from the annotation of a GenBank genome assembly. Lineage: Eukaryota; Metazoa; Nematoda; Chromadorea; Rhabditida; Rhabditidae.